AUGAAGGGGCCAGAGCAACGUCUCCCUCGAAGUCCUCUUCAACGCCUUCAAUCAAUGGUAUCUAAGCUCGAAAGACUUGCGCAUCGUCAAGAAAAAAUUAGAAGGAAAAUGGAAUCACCUGAUGUGGCUCGAGGAGUUAGAAGGCCAAAAUGUGCUCGUUGCCGAAAUCAUGGAUACAUUUCUUGGCUGAAAGGUCAUAAACGACACUGCAGAUUUAAAGACUGCGUUUGCCAAAAGUGUCUAUUGAUUGCUGAGCGACAGCGCAUCAUGGCAGCACAGGUCGCUCUGAAAAGAUCCCAAUCAGCAGAGGACUCCAUUGCGAUUGGCUUACGAAGUGUUGCAACAGGUGCACCUCUUUCCUAUUUGCCGCCUGGUCCCAUUUUUGGAUUACCUCUGGAUAGUUCUCCGAAAAAAUCAAAAAAAUCUGAAAAAUCGGAUAGCAUCUUACCUUCCGAACAGCAAACAAAGUCCAAAUCCAGAGCCAAUGGAAGACCUCCUUCUUCCGAAAGUGCUAGCAUGCCAGCAGAUUUCAGACCUGGACGUCUUUCUUCACUGGAAAUCUUACAACGCAUCUUUCCUAAUCAGAAAAAAUCCGUACUCGAAUUAGUUUUACAAGGAACAAAUGGUGACCUUGGCAAGUCAAUCGAACACUUUAUCAGUGCUAACGACGCAAUGUUCCUACCACAUUCUCCUAUUCCAUAUGGUUAUCCUCAUGAUGUGCCUUUUGCCCCAAGGCCAGUACCUCGAUUGACACUUGGAUCCAUCAAAUCGGCAUUCACCCCUCUUGGCCCACCAGCUGCUCACACAACGACAUCCCCAAGAGCCAACGAAAACUCAACUUUAUUUGGAUCAGUACCUCGGCUUUCUGAAUCUUCCUUGUAUGUACCAUAUACCCUCUCUCAACCACCUACUCAUUUACUACUACAGACAUGCCCUGCUGGAUGCACCCAAUGUAGGAAGACAUUUUCCUUUGUAUCUGAACCAGAAAGUCAACUAAGUCUACUAUCUGAUGACCAACCGAUACUCAAAGAACCUUCUAGCAGAACUCAAGAAGCAGUGGAUCUCUCCGACAGAUCUUGGCAAACAGGAAGCCCCAGCGGUUGA
This is a messenger RNA of Argiope bruennichi, 1104 nucleotides long. Its product is annotated as doublesex- and mab-3-related transcription factor dmd-4-like. The record is from RefSeq and is a predicted model, not a curated record. Gene Ontology annotation, biological process: sex differentiation; regulation of transcription by RNA polymerase II. The coding region runs from base 1 to 1104 and encodes 367 amino acids. Gene Ontology annotation, cellular component: nucleus. The transcript is spliced from 4 exons. NCBI's taxonomy places the organism in Eukaryota, Metazoa, Arthropoda, Arachnida, Araneae, Araneidae. Gene Ontology annotation, molecular function: DNA-binding transcription factor activity, RNA polymerase II-specific; RNA polymerase II cis-regulatory region sequence-specific DNA binding; protein binding.